AUGUACCUCCCAACCAUCCUUCCCUCCCUAGCGGCCCUCACCCUCGCCCAUCCAACAAGAACCACCACCAACAACAACCUCAUUCAUCGCGCCCCAAUCCCCGACAGCGCUUUCAUAACACCAAUAAGCGCCAAGUCAACCCCUAGUCCAACCCCCAGCCGUCGCCCCCACGGUCACGCAGUCGUAAACAACCACUGCAACUUCCCAAUCUACCUCUGGUCCGUCGGAACAACAGCCCGACAGGAGAGGACUCUUCUCCCAAACGACGUCUACAGCGAGUUGUUCCGCGAAGAGAAAAACACAGGCGGCAUAGCGAUCAAGAUCAGUACAGACGUCGACGGGCUGUAUACCAGUGCGCCGCAGAUGGUGUUUGCGUAUAACCUUUCGAAUCUCACACAGGGCAAGGUCUGGUAUGAUCUUAGUGAUGUUUUUGGAGAUCCAUUCGAGGGAUAUCCUGUUAGUCUUUCGCCUGCUGAGCCGAGGAUCUCUUGGCCGGAUGGUGUUCCUAGUGCUGGGAGUCAGGUUAGGGUUACUUCUGCUGAUACGGAUUUGGUACUGUCGCUUUGUUAG
Penicillium canescens is the source of this 570-nucleotide messenger RNA. Its product is annotated as Bys1 family protein. The transcript has a single exon. The coding region runs from base 1 to 570 and encodes 189 amino acids. The record is from RefSeq and is a predicted model, not a curated record. Lineage: Eukaryota; Fungi; Ascomycota; Eurotiomycetes; Eurotiales; Aspergillaceae.